CUCAACUGGUAGCUGCAAAAUCUAUUUUAGCAAGAGGCUUCAUGUGUCGUCUCCAAGUGGACUUAGUUGAUAUGCAUUAUCGACCAGAUGAAGCCAAAGAAGUAGCAGGUUUUCUUUUUGAACUUUUCAUUGCAUUUGGACCUCUAACCAUUCUACAAACUGAUAAUGGAAAAGAAUUUACGGUACAAAUCAUUAGAAAAUUAACUGAAUUUUGGCCAACUAUUCGAAUUAUAAAUGGAUGUCCAAGACAUCCUCAAUCUCAAGGACUAAUUGAAUGGGCUAAUGACGUACUUCAACAAAAGCUUUCAAAAUGA
Messenger RNA from Ambispora gerdemannii, 314 nucleotides. NCBI's taxonomy places the organism in Eukaryota, Fungi, Glomeromycota, Glomeromycetes, Archaeosporales, Ambisporaceae. The record is from the annotation of a GenBank genome assembly.